This is a messenger RNA of Cajanus cajan (pigeon pea), 1187 nucleotides long. RefSeq names its product NADPH-dependent aldo-keto reductase, chloroplastic. NCBI's taxonomy places the organism in Eukaryota, Viridiplantae, Streptophyta, Magnoliopsida, Fabales, Fabaceae. Gene Ontology annotation, molecular function: oxidoreductase activity. The record is from RefSeq and is a predicted model, not a curated record.
GCAUUUGACUCAUCGGUCACAGCGUAGAGAAUGGCCAGCCACGGUCUCCGAUUCUUCGAGUUGAACACCGGCGCCAAGAUACCUUCCGUUGGUUUGGGCACGUGGCUCGCUCAACCCGGCGUUGUUCCUCAUGCCUUAGCCACUGCGAUUAAUGUUGGAUAUCGUCAUAUAGAUUGUGCGCAAAUCUAUGGCAAUGAGAAGGAGAUUGGUGAAGCCUUGAAGAAGUUGUUUGCUGAUGGUGUAGUUAAGCGUGAAGAUAUGUUUAUCACCUCCAAGCUAUGGUGUACUGAUCACUUGCCAGAAGACGUCCCAAAGGCAUUUGAUAGAACUUUACGGGAUUUGCAACUGGACUAUUUGGAUCUCUACCUUAUUCACUGGCCAGUGAGCAUAAAAGAUGGACAGCUUACGAAACCUGACAUACCUAGCACAUGGAGAGCAAUGGAGGCACUCUACAAUUCUGGCAAGGCUCGAGCUAUAGGGGUCAGCAAUUUCUCUGUAAAGAAGCUUCAGGAUCUGUUGGAUGUGGCACAUGUGCCUCCUGCUGUUAACCAAGUGGAAUUGCAUCCUUCAUUACAACAGCCAAAAUUGCAUGCUUUCUGUGAAUCCAAGGGAGUGCACUUAACAGGUUAUUCACCACUGGGUAAAGGAUACAGUUCAAGUAACAUUCUUAAAAACCCAGUUCUGCACACAACUGCAGAGAAGUUAGGGAAGACUCCAGCACAAAUAGCUCUUAGAUGGGGACUACAAAUGGGUCACAGUGUACUUCCCAAGAGCACCAAUGAUGAAAGGCUCAAGGAAAACUUUGAUCUGUUUGACUGGUCUAUACCUGCAGAAUUGCUUGCCAACUUCUCUGACAUUGAACAGGAGAGAAUAGUUCCUGGAGAUGGUUUUGUUAGCAAGACAUCUGCUGGGUACAAAACAACUGAAGAACUCUGGGAUGGUGAAUAAUUAUGGCCAGUUUCCAUGUUGGUCAUUGUUUUUCUCUUGCUUAAUGCAGAAUAUUAGGCCUAUCUUUGUGAUUAAUUUAUAAUGUAUUUAUAAUUUGGGAAUUAAGAUGUGUUAUGGAAGAUUUGAAGUUUACAUUAAUAAUUUGUCAUUUUGGAAUUCCAUUGUUUUGAGUCUUGACCUCAUGAAUGUGUUUGAUAAGACUAUCGGAGAAAGAAUAAUGGUUAUGUACUUUAUCUUGU